Molecule: messenger RNA, 3154 nt
Organism: Culex quinquefasciatus (southern house mosquito)
Lineage: Eukaryota; Metazoa; Arthropoda; Insecta; Diptera; Culicidae
Product: glutathione hydrolase 1 proenzyme
Biological process (GO): glutathione catabolic process
Cellular component (GO): plasma membrane
Molecular function (GO): glutathione gamma-glutamate hydrolase
Source: RefSeq, a predicted model, not a curated record
AUUAAAACAACCGAAAAUGCACCGUAACAUGGGAAGGCAGUUUGAUCACUUCAAGUUCAGUCUUUUGUCCAGUCACAAAUAUCGCCGAUUGGAUUCUCGAAUAAACAUCAACAAGAAAAAGUUGCUCCUGGUUUCAGGACUAGCAGCAAUAGUGGUAAUUGCUGUUGCUUUGGGGUUGUACUUUGGACUUAAAACCAGUAAAGAUGGCCUCGAAGAAGAGGUUCGCAUUCUCACCGGAGGAGCGGUCACUUCCAACGGUGAAGAAUGUGCCCAAAUUGGCGCCGAUAUCUUGCGACAGAAUGGUUCCGCAGCAGACGCAGCCAUCGCCAUUUUGUUCUGUGAAGGAGUCACAUGUCCUCAGAGUGCGGGAAUCGGAGGUGGAUUUUUCCUGACGAUCUACGACCGGUCCACCAAAACAGCUCGAACGCUGGAUGCUAGAGAAACGGCACCGGCAGCAGCAACCCAGAACAUGUACCUUAAAGAUCAGAACAAAGCUGUUGAAGGAGGCCUGGCUGUGGCUGUUCCCGGAGAGAUCAAGGGUUACUGGGAGGUGCACCAAAAGUACGGCCAGCUAGAUUGGAAAUCGUUGAUACAACCGACGAUUGAUCUCUGCCGCAAUGGCAUUCUAGUCACGGGCUACUUGGAUCGUAUUCUCAAAAGCCGCGAACAACGCAUCAAAAACAUUCCUUCGUUGAGCGAAGUCUUCAUCAACCCCGAGACAAGCUCCACGUGGCGUGAGGGUGACCGGAUCAAGCGCCUAGUAUUGGCAGACAGUUUGGAAGUGAUCGCAAAUGAAGGUGCAGAUGCACUGUACAGCAAAAAUGGAACCUUGCUACCAAAAGUUAUGAGUGAUCUCAAGCAAUUCGGCAGUAUUAUAACCCCGGAAGAUUUUUACAAUUAUGAACCACGUUGGCUGGAACCGGCAACGACUAUGCUUAAGGACGGAAGCCACGUGUUUUCCAUGCCAGCCCCGGGCAGUGGACACGUGCUCAAUUACAUGCUAAACAUUCUUGACGGCUACGAUGGCCUAGGUAAAGAUCCACUAACCUGGCAUCGCAUUGUUGAAGCUUUCAAACACGGUUACGGAAUCCGAACCCAACUGGGAGAUCCGCCGUUUGUGCCGGGCAUCGAUGAAUCGUUGCGAAAACUUACCAACAAGAACUACGCUGCGUUUAUUCGCGACGGUAUUCUGGACAACAAAACGUUCACGGACUACGAACAUUACGGAGCGAUCUUUUCCAACGAAGAGGAUCAUGGAACGGCUCACAUUUCAGUGCUGGCACCGAAUGGAGAUGCCGUGGCUGCGACGAGCACCGUAAAUUAUGUAAAUCCCCACCGAAAGAAAAUAAUCGCCGGCGUAAUAGUGCUGAGCUUGCUCCUGGUCGCGCUGGUAUGUGGACUGUACUACGGAUUAGCACAACCCCCGGACCAGGUUGGUCAUCGGGCGGCCGUCGUAGCGAACGGUCACGAGUGUGCCGCGAUUGGUGCGGAAAUCCUGCGGCAGAAUGGAUCCGCGGCGGAUGCGGCAAUCGCGACCUUAUUUUGCGAAGGAGUCACCUGUCCCCAGAGCAUGGGCAUCGGCGGCGGCUUCUUGCUGACCAUUUAUGACCACGCGAAUCGGAAAGUGGAGACGCUGAACGCACGGGAAACGGCUCCGGCCGGUGCGACGGUGGAUAUGUUAGUUAAGGAGUACAACUCUACCGUAGACAAGAGAGGGCUUAUCAUUGCGAUUCCGGGCGAAUUGAAAGGCUAUUGGAUGCUUCAUCAACGGUAUGGAAAACUGCCUUGGGGUAAUCUAGUGAAGCCUACGAUAGAUCUGUGCCGGAAGGGACACAUGGUGACGGCCUACUUGGAUAGAAUUUUGCGAAUUACUGAAAAGAAGCUCCUGGCUGAGCCGUCCAUGCGGGAGAUUUUUAUUAACCCAAACACAAACAAAACGUGGAAAGAAGGUGACUACAUCAAGCGAUUGGCCCUGGCCGAUAGUCUGGAGGUCAUUGCAAAGGAGGGUGUUCACGCACUGUACAGUAAGAACGGAACCCUUUUACCGAAGCUGAUGAAGGAUUUGCAGAGCUUUGAUAGUAUUUUAACCGAGGAGGACUUUUAUAGCUAUGAACCACAAUGGGUAACCCCCUCAUCCGUGGCAAUCCGCGGAGGUAACGUAGUCCACACUUUCCCUCUACCAGGAAGUGGAACUUUGAUGAACUUCAUGCUCAACGUUCUCGAUGGGUACCAAGAUCUAGACCUCAAGGACCCACUCACGUGGCAUCGUGUGGUGGAAAGUUUCAAACACGGAUACGGCCACCGGACCAGAGUCGGCGAUCCACAGUAUGUGUCCGCCAUCGGAGGAAUGCUGCAAAAUCUCACCAGCGCCGAUUAUGCGGAGUACAUCCGGAACAAAAUCGUGGACAAUGUAACGUACUCGGACUUUGCUCACUACGGCGCAGAAUUUGCCAACGUGCAAGAUCAGGGAACGGCUCACGUGUCCGUGCUGGCCGCGAAUGGUGACGCAGUGGCGGCAACCAGUACGAUCAAUUACUUGUUGGGCGCCAAGAUUCGAUCCCGCUCGACUGGCAUCAUUCUGAACGACGAAAUGGACGACUUUUCAUCGCCGGGUACAACCGGAAAUACGUACGGUCUCCCGCCAUCUCCCGCAAACUUCAUCGCUCCCGGCAAGCGUCCACUUUCCUCGAUGGCUCCCACGAUCGUUACGAACAACGCCAGUGGCGUCCGGAUGGUGGUGGGAAGCGCGGGUGGCUCGCGGAUUACUACCGCAAACCUGAUCAUACUGUUCCGCCACAUGUUUUUUGGAGAGGACCUCAAAACGGCGUUGGCCUCACCGCGAUUGCACCACCAGCUGGCGCCCAUGUCAGUCGAUUACGAGGCGGGUUUCGAUCCGGCGAUCCUCGAUGGGUUGCGCACACGAGGUCACGUGGUGGUGGAGAAAAAGCCCGACGCCGGAUUUGCUGCGGCGACUGCCAUUACCAAAGAUGUGAACGAUCACGUGGCAGCAGAGUUUGAUCCUCGGAGAGGGGGUAGUGUGGAAAUUGUGCAUUGAUUUGUUUUUUUUUUUUGCGAGGAAAUUGCCAAAGUUCGUUUUGUUGCUUUACUAAAAGUCGUAAAAAAUAAAUUUCAUUACAUUAUUUUCCGUCCAUAA